This is a messenger RNA of Boleophthalmus pectinirostris (great blue-spotted mudskipper), 1939 nucleotides long. It is a transcript of the gene slc67a2, whose product is annotated as major facilitator superfamily domain containing 9. Gene Ontology annotation, molecular function: transmembrane transporter activity. Lineage: Eukaryota; Metazoa; Chordata; Actinopteri; Gobiiformes; Gobiidae. The transcript has 6 exons. The coding region runs from base 31 to 1407 and encodes 458 amino acids. The record is from RefSeq and is a predicted model, not a curated record. Gene Ontology annotation, biological process: transmembrane transport.
ACUGGAGCCGGUUGUCACUGCGGGUGGAGGAUGAAUAAGAAGAAAUGUAGCUCUUUAUUUCUCAAACCCGGGGGUCGGACGCGGAUCAUACAAUGCAUCUAUGUGGUGGGCUUCAUGGAUCUGUUUGGGGUGAGCAUGAUCAUUCCUCUGCUCAGUCACCAUGUGAAGUCUUUGGGAGCUAGUCCCACUGUGGCAGGAAUUGUAGGAUCUACUUAUGGGAUACUGCAGUUGUUCUCAAGCACUAUAGUUGGCAGUUGGAGUGAUGUGGUUGGACGGAGGUAUUCUCUGCUAACAUGUUUACUGCUCAGUGCAUUUGGCUACAGCCUGCUUGGCAUGUCCACCACCAUCGCCCUUUUUGUCCUUGCGCGGAUCCCUGUGGGGUUGUUCAAACACUCGCUGUCCAUUUGCAGAGCACUGUUGUCUGAUCUAGUGUCUGAGUCAGAGCGCCCUCUGGUGAUGGGACAUUUUAAUGCAGCCUCCAGUGUUGGCUUCAUUUUGGGGCCUGUGGUUGGUGGGUACCUUACAGAACAUGACGGUGGCUUCUACACCUCUGCCUUCACAUGUGCGGCCAUCUUUGUUCUUAAUGCUGGACUUGUAUGGAUGCUGCAUUGGAAUGAUACAGUAGUCAACUGCAAUGGCACCAAUGAUAGCAGUAAAGCUUGUCCAGACUGCUCCAAGUCCACACAGAAUGGUUCCCAUAUAAACAGCUUUUACCAAAAGCCCCCCGCAGAGCCAGAGAAGAUGCACAGGGGUGUGGAUUGGGGGCAGGUGUCCCUUCUUCAGCCUGUAUGGAGACAGUUGUCCUUGGUGGGAUGUCGGAUUCACAUGGUGGCCUCCUCAGACAUGUGGGACCUCUUCCUCGUGCGACUUCUCAUGGCUAUUGCUAUCAUGCUCUACUACAGUAACUUUUCUCUGGCCAUGGAGGAGCGCUUUUCUCUCAAACCAAAGAUGACAGGAUACCUGAUCAGCUACAGCAGCCUGCUAGGUGCCCUGUCAGGGUUUUUAGUGGGGCCAGUCACAAAACUGUAUGGGAACAACAUGCAUGCACUGCUGCUUCACUCCACAGUACUCACAUGUACACUAAUUUUUCUUUACGCCACUGCACCGAGUGUCUGGCAGGUCCUGCUCACCUCCACCUUCUUUGCCAUUUCGACAUCCAUAGGACGAACUUGUAUCACAGACCUGGAGCUGCAGCGGGGAGGGGUACAGUCAAGUGGUACUCUGAUUGGAGCAGGACAGUCUGUUACAGCUGUGGGGAGGGUACUGGCCCCUCUCCUGUCUGGACUGACCCAGGAGGUCAGCCCCUGUGGACCUCCUAGUCUGGGAGUGGCCCUGGCACUAGCUGCUGUUGGUUUACUGCUUAUUCGCAUUCCCACAUGGAAUGGGAGGAGGACCAAACAAGAAUAACUUUUAAAUGACUUACUGAGUUGUGAGUUUAAUUUCACAGUAACAUUCACAGAAAUGUUCUCUAAUGAACUGGUGUGGGCCAUAUGUGAGAAAACUUGAAGGAGAUACAUAUGGCUCAUUAGUCAGUAAUCACCAGCAUGGAUGGAAACCAAACCACUACGGUGUAUUAUUUAUAGGAACAAAUAUGGGCCCAAAUACAAAGUAUUCUUUUUAGUUUAGUGAUCACUGUUGAAAAUGUACUUUUUUAAUGGUCAAUUGCACAGUAGCUGAUGGCACUAAGAUUUUAGGAUAAAAUAAUAAACUACAAAUAAUAUUAGAUUCCAGAAGUUACUAAGAAAGCUUGAUAUUUUCCACAUUUACCUCAAUACAUUAAAGUGCACUACACUGAAGAGAACUGAAAGUGCUGUUAACUAUUGGCUAUUUUGUUAGAUAGGGUAAAUCUAUAUUUAUAUAAUUUUGUUUUUUUAAAUAUGUAAAUACAAGAUAUUUGUACAGAUGCAUUUUCAAAUAAACCUGUGUACAUUAUUCAUAA